Messenger RNA from Impatiens glandulifera, 925 nucleotides. RefSeq names its product rhicadhesin receptor-like. Gene Ontology annotation, cellular component: plasmodesma; cell wall. Gene Ontology annotation, molecular function: manganese ion binding. Lineage: Eukaryota; Viridiplantae; Streptophyta; Magnoliopsida; Ericales; Balsaminaceae. The transcript is spliced from 2 exons. The coding region runs from base 146 to 808 and encodes 220 amino acids. The record is from RefSeq and is a predicted model, not a curated record. Gene Ontology annotation, biological process: plasmodesmata-mediated intercellular transport; regulation of root development.
AACCAAAUUCUUCAAUUCUUUACUCUCUCUCUACUUCUUGAAUCUCCGGCCAACACACGUUUUACAAGAAACCCAUCUCUUUAUAAGUUAUAACCCCCCUUCAUCUUCUUCCAUCAAUCUCAUCACUUUUAUUUCUCCUCCAGCCAUGGAAAAUCUCAGAAAGCUAGUUCUAUUCACGACAGCGAUCUGUUUCAUCGUCAUUUCAACUCCCGUCGCCGCUAAUGACCCCGACAUGCUUCAAGAUCUCUGCGUCGCCGAUCUCAACUCAACUAUCAAGGUAAAUGGUUACCCAUGUAAAUCAGCAUUCAAUGGUUCAGAUUUCUUCACAGAUGUCUUGUCUAAACCAGCACCUACGAACAACACAAUGGGUGCAACUGUUACUUUAGCCAAUGUUCAAAAGAUACCUGGUUUAAACACCCUAGGUGUCUCCAUGGCUCGAGUUGAUUAUGCGGUUGGUGGGUUAAACCCACCGCACAUCCACCCACGAGCCACUGAGAUUGUUUAUGUUCUUGAAGGAGAAUUAGAUGUGGGUUUCAUUACAACAGCUAAUGUGCUUAUUGCUAGGACAAUUAAGAAAGGAGAAGUGUUUGUAUUUCCUAGAGGAUUGGUUCAUUUUCAGAAGAAUAAUGGGGAUGUGCCGGCGGUGGCUAUUGCCGGAUUUAAUAGUCAACUUCAGGGAACUGCAUCGAUUGGUGUUACUUUAUUUGGGUCUAAUCCGCCGGUGCAGGAUGAUGUUUUGACUAAGGCUUUUCAGAUUGGAACAAAGGAAGUGAAGAAGAUCAAGUCUAGGUUUGCACCCAAGAGUUAGAUUGAUUUAUUUUUAGAAAAAUUCAGAUUUGUUUUCUUGGACCUGAAUUGUUACAAUUGUGUUUGUUUUCACUGGUGUAUUAUUGGGUAUAAUUUUAAAUAAAGAACUUCUAAUGUU